AUCCUCCGUUCAUUCUUUCACUCGCCCCACUUCAUUUCUCUAGCAGGGACGUCCCGUUAACGGGAGGGCUGAAAGGGGAUAGCAAAUCGGCUGCAUUUUCUCUCUCUCUCUCUGCCAUUUUGAGAGAAACCUGUCGGCCUCGCAUAUUGGGAUUUCUGCAGUUUUAACGGAAAAUAAGAAUCAUGACGUGAUUGUUGUUAUUUCGGGAUUUGUGUAGAACUGUUUCAGCAGGGAAGACCCCUGUGGCGGAGUCUGAGGAUAACGACAACAACAGAAGCAGGAAGUGCUGACUUGAACCUUGACACCAAACUACCAAAGCCAUGUGCUCCGUGAACAAUCCAAACUGGGUGACCUUCGAGGAUGAGGGGAGAACGUCUACGUCUCCUUCUUUUGCCUCAACCCCCUUGAAGAUCCCAGAGAGUGGGACAAAGUUGGCCGCAACACCCCUGAAGUCACCAGGGGCAAAGACAAGUUCACCCCCUUCCUUUGCCUCUACACCUCUGAAGACAGCCCCAGGUAGUGUGACAACGACAGGGUUAAAGACAAUCCCCCGUCCCAAUGGACUAAAGCUGAUACUGCCCCCAGUGGGAGAUCCAUCCUGGAUCUUCAGCAGUUCCCUUGAAUCCAGCUCCCCUCCAAUGCACUUUAACCUCAAUGGAAGUUCCUGUGUGCCCUGCAACACUCCUCUUUGCACUCCGGUGAGGGAGGUUCCUCCUACCGGCGCAUUACCUUUCCAUUGCAGGCCCUGGGAUCAGCACGAUUUCUUCCGUAGUUUUUCCAGUUCAUCCUCUGCCUCUGUGCCUUAUUCUUCUUCUCCCCCUGGCCCAGACCAGGCCACCACUACCGGCACCACCACACAUCCCCAGGGUGACGUCUCCGUCUCGGUCUCCGAUGGCCCCAGUACAUUCUCCUCCUUCCAGGGGGACCCGGGACAUUUCAACCCAUUCUGGGAGGGGGCUGGUGGGCAUAGCGUGGACUCUGGGAGCUCAUCUUCUGACUCCGAGGCUGGAGGUUCUAGUCUGCCUCGCUUCUUCAUUCGGACGAAAGACGGCAAUGAGCCUCCUCGACCAGACCAGCUCCAGAGCUCCUACUCCUACAUCUGCCACAAGCUGGAGGGCCUGCGGGCCGAGGAAGACAAUGACACAGAGGAAGGAGUAGGGAUGGAGAGGGGGGAGAGGAGAGGAGUAAGAGACAGGGAGGCGGUCAAGGAGGGACCAUCACCAGCCUUCGUCUCUCACGGUCUGUUCCGUAGCGAGAGGAGAGACGGCUGGUCUUUAAUGCUGAGGAUCCCAGAGAAGAAAAACCGAAUGUCGUCCCGACAGUGGGGCCCCAUUUACCUGCGUCUGCUGUCUGGAGGCGUGCUCCAMAUGUACUAUGAGAAAGGACUGGAGAAGCCCUUCAAAGAGUUCCAGCUGCAGCCUCACUGCAGGUUGUCAGAUCUCAAGCUGGAGAGCAAUGGAGAGCCUCGCAAGAUCCAGACAGUUAAGGUGGAGCACGUGUCUUACACAGAGAAGAAGCGCUACAACCACAAGCUGGAGGUGUCCCACGAGGCAGAGGUGGAGCAGCUGCUGAAGUUUGGAACCACGGAACACGGCGACAUGGAGGACCUUUUCGAAACUAUGGAGGAGGAGCUUCUCAGGCUGGCGCCUCCGCUGUUGCAGAAACGUCACUACGACGAACAGGAGAUGACACUGCAGAUCACAGACCACCUCUGGGUGCAGCUGGACAAGGAUGGUGUGUUGAUGGACCGGGCGGCCAUGACGAGGAUCCACUGCCUGGCGUUCCUCAAUGGCCCAGGGGAUUGCUUCCUGGCUCUCAACGACUUGGGGCUUCUCCGCUUCGACGCCAGCUACGGCUCUGGCUCCGAGGAGGAUGACCUCCUGGAAGGCUGGAUGGAGAUCAGCGACUGCCACUUCCACAAGUGCAUCAACGACUUGGAGUUCCACAGGUCCCGGCUGCUCAAGUUCUCUCCUCCGGACGCCUGUAGAGUAGAACUGAUGCGCUACAAAACGUUAGCCCUGGGAAGUACCGAGCUGCCCUUCUCCAUCAAAGCCGUGGUGACUGUCCAAGGGGCCUAUGUGGAACUCCAAGCCUUUCUCAACAUGUCAGCCAUCUUCCCGUCAUUUAUCGGCGUGUCGGAGACUCAGACACUCUGCGAGAAUGUCCUGAUCCGUGUGCCGGUACCGGGGGACUGGGUGAAGGUGUCGCGUACAGUGACGUUGCUACGACGUAAGUCACUGACGGCCAGGAUGAACCGGAACGCGUGUCUGGGGUCAGUCAGCGCUUCAGAGUCACAGCCAGUCAUGCAGGUUACCGUGGGGACGGUCAAGUAUGAGAAUGUGUACUCAGCCAUCGUGUGGAGGAUCGACAGACUGCCUGCUAAGAACAUGGCAGUGGACCAUCCCCAUACCUUCUCCUGUAAGUUAGAGCUCGGUUCAGACCAGGAGAUCCCCAGUGACUGGUACCCGUUUGUCACAAUGGAGUGUGACAUGGUGGGGGCCGUGGUUUCACAGACCAGAGUGAAGUCACUGGGCACAGAGAGUGACAUUCAGCCUCAGAAACAUGUCACCAGUAGGACCCACUAUCAUUGUCAGGUAGAAAUUGAGAAGAAGUGGAUUGAGACAGAAGCACAAGGGCAAUCAGGCUGCACAACACAGUAAUGAUUAUGAUCAAGGAAGUCUUAAAGGAUCAAGUCUCACAUUACCAUACUCCCAAGUCUCGUUAGUCAUAAGGAAGCCUGGAAUUGAGGCUAUACACUAGAUGCCCAUUUCCUUGGUCCAAGACAUUUUUGCUCACCAAACUCAUCCUCGCUGUUUCAAAACAAGGACACAUGUUUAAAAGGGACAUAAUCUACAUGUGGCUGAUGAACAAUUGUGCUUUUAUAUUGUGUGUUCGUUGUGUAUACUUUAUCACCUUUAAGUCUGUCAUAAUAUUGUUUGGUCCUAUUGUACUCCUGUAUGUAUGGAUAUUAACAUGUUGUAUAUCCUGGGUGCCAGACAUGACAAGAGAGCAGAAACAGACUGGCAGUCAGGCUAGUUCUAACCUGCAUGGUAGAAUAGAAUUAGGCUACAACAAACAAAUAUAUUAUCAUUGGAAGAACAAACAAUUGAACACACAGCCCUACCAUCACAAUGCACUUUAUAUUUGUCUCAGAAGAUUAGUCAUUGUGAAAUGACAGGAGGUUGAAGAAGCUCUCUUUAUAAAAGAGUAAAUACCACAAUCUUGUAGGCUUGCAUUUAACACACUCAAAAUGACUGGUUUUCCGGACACAGAUUAGGCAUAGGAGGCUGCUGAGGGGAGAACGGCUCAUAAUAAUGUCCGGAAUGGAGCAAAUGGAAUGACAUCAAACACCUGGA
This is a messenger RNA of Salvelinus sp. IW2-2015, 3356 nucleotides long. Its product is annotated as stonin-1. The record is from RefSeq and is a predicted model, not a curated record. Gene Ontology annotation, molecular function: clathrin-cargo adaptor activity. Gene Ontology annotation, cellular component: synaptic vesicle; clathrin-coated vesicle. NCBI's taxonomy places the organism in Eukaryota, Metazoa, Chordata, Actinopteri, Salmoniformes, Salmonidae. Gene Ontology annotation, biological process: regulation of endocytosis; synaptic vesicle endocytosis.